Balearica regulorum gibbericeps (East African grey crowned-crane) is the source of this 2406-nucleotide messenger RNA. The record is from RefSeq and is a predicted model, not a curated record. NCBI's taxonomy places the organism in Eukaryota, Metazoa, Chordata, Aves, Gruiformes, Gruidae.
UGGAAUGAGAUUACGAAAUAUUUCCGAGCAGGCAUGCCGUUGAGGAAACACAGGCAACAUUUCAAAAAACAUGGAAGCUGUUUUACUGCAUCGGAAGCUGUAGACUGGCUCCAUGAAGUAUUGAGGAAUAACAGUAACUUUGGUCCUGAAGUUACUAGGCAGCAGACGGUUCAGUUAUUAAGAAAGUUUCUCAAGAAUCAUGUAAUUGAAGAUGUAAAAGGGAGAUGGGGAUCUGAAAAUUUAGAAGACAAUGGUGUGCUAUACAGAUUUCCUUCAACAUCUCCAGUUAAACCUCUGCCAAGCUCAUAUCCACCAAAAGAGAACUUGGAAAGCUUCUCUAGGGACAAAGAAAGACUUUUUAAACUGCCACAUUUAUCCAGGAGAACUUUUAAAAAACAUGAGUUACUACAGUCUCUGGAAAAUUUAGAAAAAACAAAACCUGAUAUAGAAGAAAACGAGGAAGACACGCUGCAUAGGAAGGAAAUAAGCCAGGAAUAUGUGCAAGAAACUUGGAGAAAUAUCAUUCUAAUACAUUUGCAAACCAUUUUAGGCCUCCCAUCUCUGGACGAAGUUUUGCAGCCAACACAGAUAGUUCCUGAGUAUGUCAUAUACAACAUGACUAACACGAGCAAACACGGUGUUGUUAUUUUGCAGAACAAAUCGGAUGACCUCCCUCACUGGGUGUUGUCGGCUAUGAAAUGUCUCGCAUACUGGCCUAGAAAUAAUGACAUGAGCCAACCAACUUACAGUGGAUUUGAACGGGAUGUAUUCAGAACGAUUGCUGAUUACUUCCUCAAUCUACCUGAACCAUUACUCACUUUUGAAUACUAUGAACUUUUUGUUAAUAUUUUAGUUAUGUGUGGCUACAUCACAAUUCCAGAUAUAUGCAGUGGAAAAAGUUCUGUCCAAGAUGAGAAAUGUGACCCACAACCUUCAAAAAUUCUUCACUUGAACUCCUUCAAGUCAACUGAGUGUCUUCUUCUAAGUCUACUUUGCAAAGAGCCUGACAAAAAAAAGAAAGAAUGUGAAGCUUCCAGGAAGUCUUCUUCAGAAGAGCUAACUAUUCAAAAGCAGUGCGCAAAGAAAUUGCAGCAAUAUAAACUGACAUGUAAGCAAGGUGGUGCUGAGAAUCUAAUAGGAGGAAGUUGUCAAAAUCUUAAAGGUUUCAGGAAUGAACAAGAUCCACCUCGAACAUUUAGGACAAGAUGUUACUCUUUGGAAAGAAUUGGAGAUAUUACUUCAAAUGUAUGUAAUAAAGGAAAAUCAGAUUCCCUUGGGCAAAGUGAUGGGAACACCAUCCUGGGCAUAAGAAAUGGAAAACAAUCACUACCACAUCAGCAUAAAGCUAAUUCUGUAUUGGAGCUUGGUUUUGAUAACACAUGUCAAAAACAAAGCCAAGGUAUCAAGAGAGUGUCUGCCUCAACUCUUCAGGAUAAAGAGCUGUUGAAUGACAAUCAUGGAUCAAAGCAAAUACGCAGGUCUCUGAGUUUACUUGGCAAGAGGAACUCUAAAAGUUGUGCUAGCAUUAAUAUGCCAGUUGCUGAAAUCACAGUAAAGCCAAGAUCUCGAUUUUGUGGGCAAGAAAAUCCUAAUACCUCUGGUGUGGCUACUUUGGUGGACAUCGGGACUGAGGUUUCUGAUAUCACCAUCAAAAAGAGGCUCUGCAAAAGUACCACAGAACUCUCAGAAUACUCUUUCACUCACUCUUAUAUGUUGACUGGCACGCAAAAUCUCCUCCAGCCUCAUUUAGAAAGAAUUGCUGUUGAAGCACUACAGAUAUGUUGUUUGUUGCUUCCACCACCAAAUCGUAGAAAGAUUCAGCUCCUAAUGCGUAUGAUCUCUCGGAUCAGUGAAAACGUGGAUAUGCCACGACUGCAUGAUGCAAUGGGCACACGUUCUUUGAUGAUACAGACUUUUUCUCGAUGCGUACUGUGCUGUGCAGAAGAAGUAGAUCUUGAUGAGCUACUUUCUACACGAUUAGUUUCAUUUCUAAUGGACCACCAACAAGAAAUAUUUAAAGUACCAACCCACCUGCAGAUUGCAGUGCGAGAUCACAUAGAAUACAUGAGGAUGGCUCAGUACAAAUAUCCCACUGAAGAAAUUUGUGCCGUAUUGCCAACAUAUUCGUACUGCAAACAAAUAACUUCUCAGGAGUUUGAAGAACAAAAGGUUUCUACAUCUCAAGCUGCAGUGGCGGAGCUCUUGGAGAACAUCAUCAAAGAUAAAAACUUGUCUGUGAAAGACAAAAAGAAAAAGUUAAAACAGUUUCAGAAGGAAUACCCGCUGAUCUACCAGAAUAGAUUUCCAACUACAGAAAAUGAAGCAAUGCUAUUUGAGAACAAACCUACCAUCAAACAACCGAUGCUUAGCCUAAGGAAACCAAGAUUUCGUAGCCUAAGAUAUUAA